This is a messenger RNA of Carassius carassius (crucian carp), 1189 nucleotides long. Its product is annotated as protein shisa-5-like. Bases 71 to 817 code for a protein of 248 amino acids. The transcript is spliced from 7 exons. NCBI's taxonomy places the organism in Eukaryota, Metazoa, Chordata, Actinopteri, Cypriniformes, Cyprinidae. The record is from RefSeq and is a predicted model, not a curated record.
AAAGUCUACAACUGGUUCAUUAGACGCCCACGAGCUGAUCUGGUAACACUGUGAGCAUCAAGAGAACGCGAUGGCGUCCGCCUCAGCGGUUCUUCUGUUCCUGUCUGCGGGUUUAUUCACGGUAACAGACGGUUUUGGAGAUGUCUGUAAGAGCUACUUCACCAGUGAUAACGUGUACAGAUCUUCGAUUAACUGCGGGAUUUGGGAGCACUGCUGUGGAAGCUGCGAUAACAGAUACUGCUGCUCCUCUGAAUCUUCGAAGUUAUCCGAUCAUGUGCAAGAUUUGUGCACUAUGGCAAGCAGAGAAGGCCCUGCUGGCACUGAUGACCCACCACUGCCUGAGAUGCUUCAUAGCAGCAAAUACAGUAUUGCCAUUACUGUAUCAAUAGUAGGGCCUGUGGUCCUCAUCAUCUUUUUCUUCAUCUGCUGCUGCUGCUGCCCCUGCUGCUGUAUCUAUCAAACAUGCGUAAAACCCAGACCUGCGGUACAAACACAUGUAACUACAGUCAUGAAUACACAAUCCAUUCAGCCACAGCCUGUAAUGCAGGGAGGCCAGUACCCACAAUACCAACCACUGCCGACUCAACCAGGUUAUUGGGGUCAGCCUAUGCAGACAGGACCGUAUCAGGGACAGUCAAAUGCACCAGAACCCCCACCCUCGUAUGACAUGGCCACGAGUCCUGGAUAUCCCACUAUUCAGGGUGCAUAUAAUGGAGGCCAGGCCAUGUACCCCAUGCAGCCGCCUGCCCAGCCGGUUCAUGCUCCUAUGCUUUCAGAGACAUCGAAACAGCCGGCUUACAACCCCGCCUACAUGUAGCCACCAAACACCGGUUACUAAACCGCAACCGUGUGUCAAAUCAGUCAUUGCUGAGUCAUUGAGUUUGACGCACUUUCGCAAGGCAGUAAGAAUGUGCAUUAUACAAGACUAUUUGAUGUGCUAUGGUCAGGGUUAUUACCGUUUUUAAUUUUAGUUAUUUAGUUUUAUUUCAAUUUCUUUCAUUUUUGUAAAAAAUAAAUAAAACAAAGAUUACUAUAGAAAGUUUUACAUGAAAAUGUACAAGCAAUGAGUGAAAAUAGUUUCACACAUUUAAAAAAAAAUGCAGUUUAAGUUUUUAUUAGGGUUUUCUGCCUUCGGUAUUAAUUAUUCUGGUAUACACUAAUAUACAAUAUAAAAUUAAAUAUACUAAAA